Hydra vulgaris (swiftwater hydra) is the source of this 441-nucleotide messenger RNA. RefSeq names its product prefoldin subunit 6. Gene Ontology annotation, molecular function: protein-folding chaperone binding. The record is from RefSeq and is a predicted model, not a curated record. Gene Ontology annotation, cellular component: cytoplasm; prefoldin complex. Lineage: Eukaryota; Metazoa; Cnidaria; Hydrozoa; Anthoathecata; Hydridae. Gene Ontology annotation, biological process: protein folding; chaperone-mediated protein complex assembly.
UAGAUAAAAUAAUGGCAAAUGCUAAAGCACAAAAGUAUCUUCAGAAAGAAGUUGAAAUUUUUCAAAAGUUACAAAAAGAUUUUCAGAAAUUGUUAAAUGGUCGUCAACAAUUAGAUAUUCAGUAUAAUGAAAAUAAAAUUGUUAAAGAUGAGUUAGACUUGCUUGAAGAAGAAGCAAAUGUGUUUAAGUUAGUUGGUCCAGUUUUGGUUAAACAAGAUUUAUCAGAGUCAAAAUUAAAUGUGCAGAAACGAAUUGAUUAUAUCCAAGCUGAAUUAGCAAGGCAUGAUAAAUCUAUUAAAGAAAUUCAGGAGAAGCAAGAAGAAAAAAAGGAGGCAUUAAUGAAGUUACAACAAGAAAUGCAGAUUGCAAUGCAAAACCAUAGUAACCAUAGUGAUAAAGUUUAAUGCUAUGUAAUUUUGUUCUAAAGAUAUAUUCUUUUUA